Messenger RNA from Canariomyces notabilis, 1301 nucleotides. RefSeq names its product PRTase-like protein. Lineage: Eukaryota; Fungi; Ascomycota; Sordariomycetes; Sordariales; Chaetomiaceae. The record is from RefSeq and is a predicted model, not a curated record. The coding region runs from base 387 to 1070 and encodes 227 amino acids. The transcript has 3 exons.
GCUUUGUCCCGGGUCUCGGUCCUGGCGAUGGAGGCUCCAGAAGCAGUGUCCGAAAGCAACGCGAAUAAGGUACAGAUUACCGGCAGGUUGGUUGUUGAUAGGGAAGACGUAUAUCCGGCCUCAGGGAACAAAGCUACAAGCAUAUCGUUCACCAACUGGCGGGUUGACAUUGAGUGCAGAUCCAACCUCAACUGAGGAGCUACUUAGGGAUACAUAUAUAAUCUGGUCGGAAUAGCGGUGCCUGACGGGCCGGUCCCAGUCCACCGCACCUUGACUACACCUCAAUUCCGAGUCGUUGUCAUCUUUCCAACUUGUUGAUGUUCUACUGUCAGCUCUCUCGUCCUCUCAGAACCACCAUCCCUCGCACCACUCGGUAAUCCGUCAAGAUGUCUGCUCCAUUACCGCCCAAUGUCCAUGUCUCCCAGCAUCCGUGUCUUCUCGCAAAGCUCAGCCAGCUGCGGUCACACAGCACGCCGGCGAGGGAGGUCAAGACGCUGAUACACGACAUUGCCUUGAUCGUGGGCUGUGAAGCGCUCGGAAAGGUGCUCACUUCUAAUCCCGGGCCCACGGACAAAACCCCUCUUGGUUUCGAGUACCAGACGUCCGAAAUCCUCCCAGCAAGCAUUUCCUUGGUGCCCAUCCUACGGUCCGGCUUGGGCAUGGUGGAAGCAAUCCAAACCCUCCUUCCCUCCCCCGUCCCAGUCCACCACCUCGGCCUGUACCGCGAGCCCGAAACCCUCCACCCGGUAGAAUACUACAACAACCUGCCGAACCACAUCUCGGUGGGCGGCUCAACCGCCUGCAGCUUGGCUAUCAUCCUUGACCCGGUCAUCGCUACGGGCGGGACCUGUAUGGCCGCCAUUGAGACGUUGCGCCAAUGGGGCGCCGAGCGCAUCAUCGUGCUGGCCGUGGUGGGCGCUGACAAGGGCGUCCGUGAGGCCGCUGCCUCGUGGCCCGACGGGGUUGAGGUCUGGGUGGCUGCUGUUGAUGAGGAACUGACAACGCAUGGAAUGCUGAACCCUGGUCUCGGGGAUGUCGGGGAUAGGCUGUUCUUGACCAUCGGGAAGUGAACAAGUUUGUAUGCGUGGGGUCAGGAUAUACCCGGAGAAGGGGCAUCUAUGGGAGGAAAAUAUGGCGCCCUGCUGCCACCUGAUGGUAUUUGAAAAUUGCCCAGAGCAUGAAUGGAAUAUCUUUGGAUUGGAUAAUCAGAUUGAUGCGGUGGAAUACAUCAUGAACUAGACGCGAAGGGUAUCCAUACAUUCUGCAAGUCGUAAUACAGGAAUCAUGGCUGGUCGCUAACU